This is a messenger RNA of Scophthalmus maximus (turbot), 4633 nucleotides long. It is a transcript of the gene ptgir, whose product is annotated as prostaglandin I2 receptor. The record is from RefSeq and is a predicted model, not a curated record. NCBI's taxonomy places the organism in Eukaryota, Metazoa, Chordata, Actinopteri, Pleuronectiformes, Scophthalmidae. Gene Ontology annotation, biological process: adenylate cyclase-activating G protein-coupled receptor signaling pathway; positive regulation of cytosolic calcium ion concentration; negative regulation of smooth muscle cell proliferation. Gene Ontology annotation, molecular function: thromboxane receptor activity; prostacyclin receptor activity. Gene Ontology annotation, cellular component: plasma membrane. The transcript has 3 exons. The coding region runs from base 1687 to 2808 and encodes 373 amino acids.
GGGUCAGGGCAGGUCGCACUGCAGCCUUCACUAGAGAACCCAUCCCAGGCACAGGCUAUGUUUAGCGGCUCAUGAGAUUGCUACAGGAGCCUGUGGUAAUCCAGGUCAGCGGGGGUCACAACCUCUCUGAAGUGUGCCGGCCCUUCUUGCUGACAGGCCAGGUCCGGAACCAAUGGGACAAGGUUUUAACUGGAGCAGGCAGAUGUGAUCGGCGUGUCCACCAUGUGAGCGUCCUCGUGGUUAAGUAGAUAAAGACUUUGGAAACAGGAGCACAUGUAGGGACGGUAAGAAUGACAGCAUCACAGGCGGCAGGUGAUUAUCGCUCUCUGGUUGUGUAUCUAACAUCUGUGUUGUGCAAUAGACAGAGGACAAUUAUGGAUAUGUGGUCUUCAUCUGCUGCACUUUAAAUAUAAGUCCAAACACUUAAGGAACUAUAGUUCACAGGAAGCUUCCUAUCUACGCUAUUAUCCCCAGGGGAGGAAAGCAUCCAAGUUCAUUAACUCAAGUACUGCACUUGAAUACAUUUUGAAGGUACUUUACAUAUUUGAAUUUGUGUUAAUUCAUACUACCGCCCCGUUACAUGUCAGAGGGAAAUAUUUAUACGAGGUAAUAUUAUAGAUAAAACUACCUAACAGUUUACUGUAUUAUGCUGAUAAAGUAAGCUUCACCUCAAUAAGUUAUCAGUUAUUUCUUAAAUAUGAAUUUGUCAAUAUUUGCCAAAUAAAUAUUCGCACAACUUCAUUAAUCUUUCCUUAAACUUUAAACAUAAUUUAAGUACAGUAUGUGGUUAAUACUUACAUGCUUUUACUUUUAAUGGAUUUUACUGCUAUUUUUACUUUACAGAAGUAAAGUAGCUGUAGUGUUUUAGCAGUGUGUAUAAUGUGUAUAAUAUAAUGUGUAUAAUAUAUUAUUAUACAUUAUAUUAUUGAUGCAUUCAUGUGAACUGUAAGCAGACUUGUAUUGUUAUAGUUGGUGGAUGUUGUGCCAGUUUUAACCAAUCUAAAAUGAGUAACUAGUAACUAUAGCUGUUACAUGGACUGAAAAAGAGGUAAAAGUUUGAACACUACAUCAAAGUUGUACUGAUUUACAGAAGUCAAUUAAUUGUAAUUUUACACACCACUGUUGGCCACAAGAUUCAUUUUUUACCAGGCUUCCAAUCCACACAGUGAUCCCUAACAAGAUACCUUGUAUGUAUAUAUUGCAUGACCCUAACUUUAACACAAGGUGGGGUUGUUUCCUCAGAUUCUAACUUCACUGAGCUGACACAGGAAGGAGACAAGACACUGUAACUGAAAACAGCUGAACGAACCACGGUUUUAGAGAAGUUCAUGAAAACGCAGCUUCCUUUGUGGCAUUGUGUUGAUGUGUUUUUCCGAAAUGGAGGAACAAGAAGAAACAUUAAGUAUAAACUGCGUGUUUUAAUGCAAUGAGGAUCCACCUGUCGACACCGAACUACCAUACAAAUGAAAAGAUUUGGAGAUUGUCUUCAGGGAAGAGAGAGGCCGGCAGACCGAACAAGUCAUGUUCUGAGUCGAUGCAUCAUCAGCAUCAUGGGUCCCACCGUGCGCCCCUGCUCUCUGUGUUACCAAAUGAUGGUGUCGAGAGGUCAGGAUUCCCCUCUGUCGUCCGGGGACUCUUCACCAGUUCCACUCUGAGCUGGCGUGUUUCGCUGUCAGUGAGUUGGACAUGAACAAAAGCAUGAUUUCGAACCACAAUGUCACCUGCAAUGACACUCUCACCGUGAACGGGAACGGCAAGCCGGCCACGAGCAUCAUCAUGUUCCUGGCCGGCGUGGUGGGGAACCUCCUGGCCCUCUUCAUCCUCGGGGUGCACCAGAAGGAGCACCGCUCCAGAUCCUCGGUCUUCUGCAUCCUGGUGACUGGCCUGGUGCUCACCGACCUGCUGGGCACCUGCCUCCUCAGCCCGCCGGUGUUCAUCUGCUACGCCCGCAACAUGUCGCUGAUAAGCCUGGGCGGCAAAAGCCUGUGCGACCUCUUUGGCUACGCCAUGAGUUUCUUCGGCCUGGCGCCCACGCUCAUCCUGUGCGCCAUGGCCGUGGAGCGCUGCCUGGCCAUCAGCCACCCUUACUUUUACUCGGUGCACAUCCGUCCUAGCCUCGCCAAAUCAACCCUUGUCUUUGUUUACCUCUUUUCCUUGGCCUUCUGCCUCCUGCCAUACAGCGGCUAUGGUAAAUUCAGACAGUAUUGUCCCGGGACAUGGUGCUUCAUUGACAUGGACGCGACAGGGGAUGAUCAGGCCAACUUGUUGCUGGCCUUCUCUCUGUCCUACUCGUCCCUCAUGGCCCUGCUGAUCUUCGCAGUGUUUGUGUGCAACGGCUCCGUGAUCGUCAGCCUGUGCCAGAUGCACCGCAGCCACAAGGUGCGGCGCGGCUCGCUCGGGUCAACGGCGAGAAGGAAGAGGCUGAGCCUGGCCUGGUUCGGACAGGGCGAGGAGGAGAUGGACCACCUGGUGCUGCUGGCGCUCAUCACUGUCAUCUUUGUGGUCUGCUCCCUCCCUCUCACUAUUGCGGGCUUCAUCAACGCCAUUCACCCCUUUUCUGGCGACACGGAGAACCUGACGGCCUUCCGCUUCUAUGCCCUCAACCCCAUCGUGGAUCCAUGGGUCUUCAUCAUCUGCCGCAAGUCCGUGUUUCGCCACCUUUGCUCUCUGCUCAGCUGCUGCUUCAGCAAAGGAGCUGUGAAGACAACAGCACACUGUGCUCUGUCUUUACCCCUUGACAAUCACAUACAGCACAACCCCCCGGAUGUGACGGUGUCGCAGUCUGCGUACUCCAGUUUACCUCUGUGACGGAUGACCUUGGCUGGGGAGACUUUCGUAUUCGAAAAAAACAUUGGGGUAAAUUUCUGAAAUGAGACCUAAACAUUUUCACGAAGAAGUACUGGCUAUUAUAGUUUCUACAUGAACUUGUGUUGGAAAAUAUUUUUUUGCACUAGGUCUUGAAUAUUCCUCUGACUGAUGGAAACGGCUUUCGGGUCGUAGUUGUUCCAGAAAAAAAGAGCACAGUAACUUAUCACCAAGGAACACAUCAAACCACCAAAUCAUGCCUAUGAAUAAUAUACUGUAAAAUCAAAAUAUGCACGCGGGUAAAGCUAUAUGGGUAAACAAUCUGCAUGUAUACUGUCUUCUUUUUUCUCUUAAUCAAUCGUCCUUUUCUUUCGGACACACGGCAUAUGAAACUGCUGACAUGCGACAUAAACCUGCAGCUUUUCAUUUCAACACCUGACGACCAGAAUUGUAAUGUGAGCAUGAUCCAAAAUAGGGACAGAUAUUUUAUUUACGUGAGGACAAGUUAUCACUCUCCUGCAAAUGCCUAACCACUGAUAUUCUUGUGUUCAACAAAAAAAAGGUAUAUACUGUAUUAAACCACUAGCAGCCAUUUGCAUGUAAGACUCAAAGGCUGCAGUAAUACUAGAGGUCCGUCUAAGGUUUCACUUUGGCACAGCUUUGUGCUUUGAGUUCAGUGCUAAUGUGAUUAGCAUGUUAAUAUAACAUAGGCUACUGAUGUUUGGCAUGCACAUAAUCUUUAGUGUGUUUGCAUGCUUACAUUUGAUGAUCCGCACUUAACACAGCCAGCUGAGGCUGAUGGGAAUGUUGGUCCUUUUAGGUGUAGUCAUGCAUUAGGAUACAUCCGACCAAAUGACGGUGCUAAACGAAUAUUUCAGGGCAUAAUUCACAGAUCACUGUGCUAAAUUUCAUGGCAACCCAUGUCGAAACAUUCCACUUGAACCCAAAAAUGUCCACCUCGUGGCUGCAUCAGAUGAAAAGUCAGGGAAUCACAGAGAGUCAGUUGUAAGCUUCAUCCUCUCUGGAACAUGAAUGUCUGUCAGUCUUGACCAACAAUGGAUAAACUGCGUUGCCAUCUAUAAAGGGACACCACUAGUGUAUCUAAAAAGUGUUGUUGUUUUUUUCUAAAAUGCAAAUCUUAGACCAUAGAGUUAAAUCUGGAUUCCAGCUGUGCUGAAAAUGUGUGUGUGAGAGGACUUUGGUCAAUCAGCAGGCACCCGUCGGAAAAACUGAGCUGGUUGGUCUUUGCUGAAUCCAGAUGGUCACUGCCUAUCAGCGUAAAUCUUUUACAGCCAGCAUUUCCACCUGCAACACAGACUGAUGUGACUAUAACCACUUUCGUGAAUAUGUAGCGAGUGACAGAUUAGAAACCUUUCAUUUUGGGUCGUUGUGGCCAGUUCAUACACACUAAACAACCUUUAGUAAAAAAAAAUGAUAAAAGCACUCUACUAGGCCAAAAAGGCAGUACAUUUUAAAGGUAAAAAUAGUUUGUUUUAAUUUAGGCUAAAUUUAAAGUUUCAGUCUAUGAAGUUUGGCGCUGCAUCUUUUGAAAUUUAGAGAGUUGAGUUAAAAGGCCUUUUAAGUCUUAAACCAUACAUAUCUGUUCCUGUCCACCCCCUCUUAUCAUUGUAUUGCAUGCACAUUGGAGUCCACUGAUUUCUAAGCUACCUAUGAUGAUGGUCUGUGAAUUUUCUUCUAAUAGCCUCUUGCUUUUGAAGAAAACUGCUGCUGCAAAAUGCACUGUGAGAAUGAAUCUUUUGUUGUCGUUGUUAGUGUUGUUGUGAUUAAUGCUGUAACCGCAUUUAAAUAUAAUAUAUUUAUGCCUUGA